AUGAGGUACAUCAGCACUCGAGGAGAAGCCAGGAGCGUUGACUUUGAAGGAGCCCUCUUUUCUGCCUAUGCGCCGGAUGGUGGCCUUUUCAUGCCCCAGGAAAUCCCUACCCUGGACUAUAACACCCUGCGAACAUGGAGUGCCUUCUCCUAUCCAGAGCUGGUGAAAGAGCUGAGUUCACUCUUCAUCUCGUCUGAACUAAUCCCACGGAAAGAGCUGAAUGAUCUGAUUGACCGCGCCUUCCGGAGGUUCAGACACAAAAAUGUUGUGCAUCUGGCCAGGCUGAAGAAUGGGUUGAAUGUUUUGGAGCUCUGGCAUGGUGUAACUUAUGCCUUUAAGGACUUGUCCUUGUCCUGCACAGGACAGUUUUUACAGUAUUUCCUGAAGAAAAGGAAGAAGCACAUCACUAUUCUAGUCGGAACUUCGGGAGACACCGGUAGCUCGGCAAUUGAAAGUGUGCGAGGGGAAAACAACAUGGAUAUCUUUGUUCUAUUACCCAAAGAUCUCUGCAGCCAGAUCCAAGAACUGCAGAUGACGACGGUGAUCGAAGAGAACGUCCACGUGUUUACUGCUCAUGGAAAUUGCGAUGAAAUUGACGAGCUGAUCAAAGAAUUGUUCGCUGAUGCAGAUCUCUCUAGAAAACACAAUCUGAUGAGCUUGAACUCAAUCAACUGGUCUAGGAUUAUGGUGCAGAUCGCUCACUACUUCCAUGCUUACUUUCAAUGCACUCCAUUCAUGGACAUGACUCCACUGCCAACUGUGGAAAUCGUUGUGCCAACAGGGGGUGGAGGAAAUAUCACAGCUGGAUAUAUCGCACAGAAAAUGGGACUUCCAAUCCAACUCGUCGCUGUGGUAAAUAAUAACGACAUUAUGCACAGGGCAAUUCAGCAUGGAGAUUUCUCAUUCUCGGGGAGCGUUAAGCCAACUUUAGCUUCUGCAAUGGAUAUUCAGGAACCUUACAAUAUGGAGAGAAUCUUGUGGCUGCUUUCGGACUGUGAUGGCAGCUUGAUUAAAACUCUGAUGGAACAGUUUUACACAUCGAAAAACCUUACACUCCCAGAAGAAUUGCACAGAAAGCUUUCUGAAGUGCUGAGCUCAUGUUCAGCAUCUGAUGAAGACAUUGUUCAAGCAAUGAGACGCUGUUGGGAAGAUAAUCGCUACCUGUUAUGUCCCCACUCAGCUGUGGCUGUUCACUACCAUUAUAAGCAGUUGGACUGCCAUCUCAGCAACAGAUCCAGGUGCUGCUUAGCAUCUGCCUCGGCAGCAAAGUUCCCGGAUGCCGUGCUCAGAGCAAAGCUUGUUCCUGAAGUUCCACCUGAGAUCCAAGCUUUAAACGCGAUGGAGACCAGGUCCACAACACUGAGGAGAGAAGACGACUGGGCAAGAACCCUAAAAGACAGAAUAGAAGCCAUCGCCAAGCACAGACACACAUAG
This is a messenger RNA of Emys orbicularis (European pond turtle), 1434 nucleotides long. RefSeq names its product threonine synthase like 2 (gene THNSL2). Gene Ontology annotation, molecular function: pyridoxal phosphate binding. The coding region runs from base 1 to 1434 and encodes 477 amino acids. Gene Ontology annotation, biological process: dephosphorylation; 2-oxobutyrate biosynthetic process. Lineage: Eukaryota; Metazoa; Chordata; Testudines; Emydidae. The transcript has 8 exons. The record is from RefSeq and is a predicted model, not a curated record.